AUGGCAGACCCGCAUGACGCGGGACAUGAGCGGGAUGCAGCCUCCUUCGGCUUCGGAUCCGACCCUUUGGCGGGGGUGGUAGCCGUAGACAUGCCUGACAGAGAGGAGAGCUGGAUUUAUAAGGGGGUCUGUCACUGUGGCAUCCUGGGGUGUGGAGGAGCUCAUCCCCGGGGUGUGGAGGAGCUCAUCCCCGGGCUGUGGAGGAGCUCAUCCCCGGGGUGUGGAGGAGCUCAUCCCCGGGCUGCGGAGGAGCUCAUCCCCGGGGUGUGGAGGAGCUCAUCCCCGGGGUGUGGAGGAGCUCAUCCCCGGGGUGUGGAGGAGCUGAUUCUCGGGGCAGAGACGGAGGUGUUCGAGAUCACAGACUUCACCACAGCCUCCGAAUGGGAACGGUUUGUGUCCAAACUGGAGGAGGUUCUGAAUGACUGGAAACUCAUCGGGAAUUUGCCUCGAAAACCUGCUCCCACCAAGGGGGAGUUCACCAGUGGAGUGUGGGGAGAGAAAAGUCAGGAUGUCAGUUUUGCAGAUUUUAAAUUCUCGAUCACACAUCAUUAUCUGGAACAGGAGGCGGAGCCUGAGACCCGGACGCCACAGGAGGACGAUGUGUUUCCUGAUGCUCUGCAGGACCUGCUCUGCACCAAUAACGACUUUCCCCCCAGAGCACACUGUCUGGUGCGCUGGUUUGGUGUGCGCUCCUUCCUGGUCCUUGCUCCUGGUCCAAACGUUGAGGUUAUCAGUGAGUCCAAGUGUAACCUCCUCCUGAGCUCCGUCUCCAUCGCUCUGCAGAACAGCGGCUGUCAGGUCCCGGUCCUGGUCCAGGUCCAGCAAAAGUGGAGGCGUCUGUACCAGGGGGAGUGUCAGGGACCAGGAGUGCGCACAGACUUCCACAUGGUCCAUCUGCACAAAGUCCCAGCUCACCACAGGAACCUGUCGGGUCUGCUGGACAUCUUCAAGAGCAAGAUGAGCUCCUCGUUGUCUCCUCUUCCUCCCAUCAACAUCUCUAUCAGAUUCACCUACAUCCUUCAGGACUGGCACCAGACCAGCUGGCCCCAGCAACCUCCGGACUUCGAUGCUGUUUUCGGUGGAGAAGUUGGAGGGGUGGAGUUUGGCAAAGUGCCGUUCGGAGCGUGUGCGGAGCCCAUCAGUGAGCUGCACCUCGCUGCCACAUGGCCUCAUCUGACGGAGGGCAUCAUAGUGGACAACGAUGUGUACAGUGAGCUGGAUCCCAUCCAGGCGCCGCACUGGUCUGUGCGGAUCAGGACUGUGGACAACGCACAGUGUCUGUUAGGUGACUUCCUGCUGGAGUUCUUCAGACUGGGUCAGUGCUCAGAGACUCUGGACGACGUCCUCGGCCGUGGUCUAACGGAGGAGGAGGGCAAAGACGCAGACAUCAGCUCUGCUCUUCAGAAGCUCACGCAGCCUUCAGCCUCUGUGCACAUGUCCAAACUGUCCGUGUCCCACAUGGUCCACAGCGCCAGACGACACAUCAGGAGGAGGAGAUACGAGGAGUCCCCACUUAGUCAUGAAAGCCUGAACGCAGCAGUCCUGUUCUUGUUUCCAGAUGCAGCGACAGAAAAGUCCUCAGAGCAAAGAUGUCAGACUGAACCACAUCCAGACCCAGACUCUACCCAGUACCUGCAGCUGAAGGCCUCGCCCCCCCUCUCCCUCACCCACCGUCUGGCUCUGGCUCUGGCCGCGGUGAACCACUCCCAGGGGGGUCUCCGCGCCGUGGCUCAUCUGUGGCAGGAGUUUGUGCUGGAGCUGAGGUACCGCUGGGAGAACAACUACCUGAUCCACGGUUUGCCCAGUGGAGCUCCAGACCUGCGCUGCUGCUUACUACACCAGAAACUACAGAUGUUGAACUGUUGCAUCCAGAGGAAGCGCAGUCGAGACGAGGCCCAGAGCUCCGCCCCCAGAACCUCCGGCUCCGCCCCCAGAACGACCUCAGAGGGAGAUACGGCGCUCUGGGACUCAGACAGCGACGACGAGUUCUACGAAUGUGUCAGCGACUUAUCUGAGAGCGACCGAAGGAGAGCGGAGGGAGGAAGACCAGAAGGAGCCAGACCAGAAGGAGGGAGCCCGAGCGGUGGCCACAGGAGACCAGAGGGACGACUCAAACAGUACCAGGACCUCAGGCUUCUGCAGAACAACGAGCCACUCUACGUACCAGUGACCCAGGAGCCCUCCCCCAUGACUGAGGACAUGUUGGAGCAACAGUCUGAGGUCUUGUCUAAACUGGGGACGUCAGCAGAGGGCGCUCACCUUCGCGCUCGCAUGCAGAGCGCCUGCCUGCUGUCCGACAUGGAGGCCUUCAAGGCGGCAAACCCCGGCUGUAUUCUGGAGGACUUUGUGCGCUGGUAUUCUCCCCGAGAUUUUGUCACAGAGUCUGAAGACCAGGCCGAAGACCAGGCCAAGGACCAGGCCAGGGACCAAGCCGAAGACCAGGCUGAAGACCGGGCUGAGGACCGGGCUUCAGGGCCCCAGCUCCGGGGCCAGCUCAGCGCUCGCAUGCAGAUCCCUGGGAACAUGUGGCUGGAGACCUGGGAUACGGCCAAAGCCACACCUGCCCGGAGACAGAGACGGCUGUUUGACGACACCACAGAAGCAGAGAAGGUCCUCCACCAUCUCUCUCUGAUGAAACCCUCAGACCUGAUGCUGCAGCUGCUGCCGAACCUGCUGCUGUCGGCUCUGAGCAAACUCACAGAGGAAGAGACCGUUGAGGACUUGCCGUCGGUGAAGAAGGCUCUGGCUCAGGCUUCACUUCAGGCCGGAAGACUCAUGCACCAGCAGAGCCUGGACCUCCCACUCAUAGAGGAGUUCCUGCUGCAGCUCAUGACUCUGGAGACGUCCAUCACUCGAGCUCGAUCUCUGAAAACAAAGUUUGGAGUUUCACGAGAUUCAGGAGAACAACGAGAAGAGCUGCUGGAAUUUGUGAACUCUCUCCUGGAGGAGCCGGAGGUGGAGGUGGUGGGAGCAGGACAAGGACCAGCAGGACACAUUAUCCACCAACUGUUCAUCAGCUCUCAGAGGGCGGCGCUGCUGUCCCCUGUGGAUUCGGACGUUGUUUCCGAGGCAGACUUCCGCGCUCCCGAGCAGACGGUCCCGGACUUUCCUCGUCCCGCGGGUCGUGAGCUGAUCCUUCGCACCUGCGUCCCGAGUCCCGCCCCCUACUCCCGAUCGUUACCUCAGCGGAUGUUCUGUGUCCUGCUCAAGGACGAGGUCAGGCUGGCGGCGGCGCUGAGCUACGAUACUGCAUUCUUCUGA
Knipowitschia caucasica is the source of this 3261-nucleotide messenger RNA. NCBI's taxonomy places the organism in Eukaryota, Metazoa, Chordata, Actinopteri, Gobiiformes, Gobiidae. The record is from the annotation of a GenBank genome assembly.